GUCUCCGCAAACAAGUGGCUGCAGUACCUUGUGCGGUGUGGCCAGAGACCAUCCCAAUCUGCUGAGACGUGGGACGUGGUCCGUGCAGCUACGCCAAAGCAGAUCUUGCCGGCGAGGCUUUACUGCGAGGAGCCGACAGAGCACAUGUUCAGUGCGACUGAG
Symbiodinium sp. CCMP2456 is the source of this 162-nucleotide messenger RNA. The record is from the annotation of a GenBank genome assembly. NCBI's taxonomy places the organism in Eukaryota, Dinophyceae, Suessiales, Symbiodiniaceae.